Molecule: messenger RNA, 1854 nt
Organism: Telopea speciosissima
Lineage: Eukaryota; Viridiplantae; Streptophyta; Magnoliopsida; Proteales; Proteaceae
Product: pentatricopeptide repeat-containing protein At5g66520-like
Exons: 1
Coding region: 110-1846 (578 amino acids)
Biological process (GO): RNA modification
Molecular function (GO): protein binding; RNA binding; zinc ion binding
Source: RefSeq, a predicted model, not a curated record
AUAUCUGUAAAUUUAGUGGCUGAGGUUACUGAUAAGAUCGAAAGCGUUGCUGAUAAGAUCGAAAGCUAAGAUGUGCAAGUGACUUGGUGACCUGUGAGGUGCUGAGUUUAUGAUGAUAGACUCUGGGCCUUUGGUAGCUGUUAUCAAGCAAUGCACUUCCCUGAGAGAACUAAAGAGCAUCCAAGCCUACAUGGUCCGAGCUGGUCUCACCCAAGACGCCUUUCUUGCAAGCAAGUUGAUCGAAUCAUCCGCUCUAUCACUGACCGGACACUUGGACUACGCUCAUCGCAUCUUCUCAUGGACCCACUAUCCAAAUCUCUUCAUGUGGAACACCCUCAUCAGGGGUUACGCCCUCAGCGAAUCCUCCAUGAAAGCCAUCUCCGUCUACCGAGACAUGCACGCCAGUGGCCUAGUACCCAAUUGCUUCACCGUCGGAUUCGUUCUAAAAGCUUGUAGCCGUUUACUCAGGCCAGAUGAAGGAAAACAAAUCCACUCUCAGAUUAUAAAGCUGUGUUUGGGGAUAGAAACUCCGGUGAUCAACGGAUUAAUGAGGUUUUAUGUUAGUUGCGGUGAUAUUGAUGCUGCUCGCGUAUUGUUCGAUGAAAUGUCCGAACGAGAUGCUGGCUCUUGGAGCGUGAUGGUUUCCGGGUACGCGCAACAUGGGCGCCCACGAGAGGCAUUGGCGGUCUUCAGAGAAAUGCAGUUUCAGAACGUGGACAUCGAUGGGUUCACCUUGGCAAGUAUUGCUGGCGUUUGUGGGGAUUUGGGGGCUCUAGACUUGGGCAAAUGGUUACACUCGUAUAUCGAUAGAAAAAGUAUGAACAUUGAUGUUGUCCUUGGAACCUCUCUCGUAGACAUGUACGCCAAGUGCGGUAGCUUGAACGAUGCAAUGAAAGUUUUCCGAAAGAUGUGCGAGAGGGAUGUCAUGGCAUGGUCUGCUAUGAUCGGAGCAUAUGCCGUGCACGGCUAUGGUGACAAAGCUCUAAAUGUGUUUGCAGAGAUGAAAAGAGCUAAAGUGAGACCCAAUUGUGUCACCUUCACUAGCGUCCUAUGUGCAUGCAGCCACUCAGGAUUGGUGGAAGAGGGCUGCCGGAAUUUCCAAAGCAUGUGGUCGGACUACGGUAUCAAGCCCCAGAUCGAGCAUUACGGGUGCAUGGUUGAUCUAUUUUGUCGAGCAGGGCUUGUGAGUCGGGCUCAUGAGUUCAUCAAGAACAUGCCCAUCGAGCCUAACGUCGUGCUAUGGCGAACAUUGCUCAGUGCUUGCAAGGCCCAUGGUUAUGCAGAGCUAGCGGAGCAGAUUAGUAGACAAAUACUCGAACUAGAGCCUCAGAGUGGGGAGAGUUAUGUGCUUGUGUCCAAUGUUUAUGCUUCCUUGGGGAAAUGGUCUAGUGUAAGUAAGGUUCGAAGCUUAAUGAAAGACAAGAAAGCAAAGAAAAAUCAUGGUUGGAGCUCUAUAGAGGUGGAUUUCACUGUACACGAGUUUGUAAUGGGAGAUGAGUCCCAUCCGGAGAGAGAGGAGAUCUAUCGAAUGCUUGACCAGAUGGCUAAGAGACUGAAGCAGGAGGGGCAUGCAACAACUACACAGGAUGUUCUGCAUGACAUAGACGAAGAAGAGAAAGAGCAUGCACUGGGUCUUCAUAGUGAAAGACUGGCCAUUGCUUAUGGACUUCUACGCAUGUCAGAAGGAUCACCUAUUCGCAUAGUCAAGAACCUUCGAGUGUGCAGAGACUGUCACGAAGCCACGAAGCUAAUAUCUAAGAUCUAUAAAAGGGAGAUAAUAAUUCGAGAUCGAAUUCGCUUCCAUCAUUUCAGAGAGGGGAAAUGCUCUUGCAAUGACUAUUGGUGAUCCAAUUC